CCCGCCCGCCCUCCGCCGCCCUCCACCCGCCCCGGGGUCUCUUUCCCCCUUCCUCCUCCUCCUCCUCCACCCCCCCCUUCCUCCUCCGCCCGCCCGCGGGGCCCCCCUCGCCUUCCCGCCCGCCCCUAUUGUUCCGCCCCCGGCCUCCCGCCCUUCCCCUUCCCGCCCGCUCCCCUUUUCCCCUCAGUCGCCUCGCGCCUGCAGUUUUUGGCUUCACCCCCACCAGUGACCAAAGACUUGACCACUCAAAGUCCAGCUCCCCAGAACACUGCUCGACAUGGACACCGGUGUGAUUGAAGGUGGAUUAAAUGUCACUCUCACCAUCCGGCUACUUAUGCAUGGAAAGGAAGUUGGCAGUAUCAUCGGAAAGAAAGGAGAAUCAGUUAAGAAGAUGCGUGAGGAGAGCGGUGCACGUAUCAACAUCUCAGAAGGGAAUUGUCCUGAGAGAAUUAUCACUUUGGCUGGACCCACUAAUGCCAUCUUCAAAGCCUUUGCUAUGAUCAUUGACAAACUGGAAGAGGACAUCAGCAGCUCUAUGACCAAUAGCACAGCUGCCAGUAGACCCCCAGUAACCCUGAGGCUGGUGGUCCCUGCUAGUCAGUGUGGCUCUCUCAUUGGGAAAGGUGGUUGCAAGAUCAAGGAAAUACGAGAGAGUACAGGGGCUCAGGUCCAGGUGGCAGGGGAUAUGCUCCCCAACUCAACUGAGCGGGCCAUCACUAUUGCUGGCAUUCCGCAAUCCAUCAUUGAGUGUGUGAAACAGAUCUGCGUGGUCAUGUUGGAGACUCUCUCCCAGUCCCCCCCGAAGGGCGUGACCAUCCCGUACCGGCCCAAGCCGUCCAGUUCUCCAGUCAUCUUUGCAGGUGGUCAGGACAGGUACAGCACAGGCAGCGACAGUGCGAGCUUUCCCCACACCACCCCGUCCAUGUGCCUCAACCCUGACCUGGAGGGACCACCUCUAGAGGCCUAUACCAUUCAAGGACAGUAUGCCAUUCCACAGCCAGAUUUGACCAAGCUGCACCAGUUGGCAAUGCAACAGUCUCAUUUUCCCAUGACGCAUGGCAACACCGGAUUCAGUGGCAUUGAAUCCAGCUCUCCAGAGGUGAAAGGCUAUUGGGCAGGUUUGGAUGCAUCUGCUCAGACUACUUCUCAUGAACUCACCAUUCCAAACGAUUUGAUUGGCUGCAUAAUCGGGCGCCAAGGCGCCAAAAUCAAUGAGAUCCGUCAGAUGUCUGGGGCGCAGAUCAAAAUUGCGAACCCAGUGGAAGGAUCUACUGAUAGGCAGGUUACCAUCACUGGAUCUGCUGCCAGCAUUAGCCUGGCUCAAUAUCUAAUCAAUGUCAGGCUUUCCUCGGAGACGGGUGGCAUGGGGAGCAGCUAGAACAAUGCAGAUUCAUCCAUAAUCCCUUUCUGCUGUUCACCACCACCCAUGAUCCAUCUGUGUAGUUUCUGAACAGUCAGCGAUUCCAGGUUUUAAAUAGUUUGUAAAUUUUCAGUUUCUACACACUUUAUCAUCCACUCGUGAUUUUUUAAUUAAAGCGUUUUAAUUCCUUUCUCUGUUCAGCUGUUAAUGCUGAGAUCCAUAUUUAGUUUUAUAAGCUUCUCCCCUCCCCCCUUUUUUUGGCUCAUGAAUUUUUUUUUCUGUUUGUCAUGGAAAUGUAAGAGUGGAAUAUUAAUACAUUUCAGUUUAGUUCUGUAAUGUCAGGAAUUUUUCAAAAAAAUUAAAAGAUGGACUGGAGCUUUUUCUUUGUGAAUAGAAACUGGAUGCCACAGUGA
Molecule: messenger RNA, 1773 nt
Organism: Prionailurus viverrinus (fishing cat)
Lineage: Eukaryota; Metazoa; Chordata; Mammalia; Carnivora; Felidae
Gene: PCBP2
Product: poly(rC) binding protein 2
Exons: 15
Coding region: 278-1378 (366 amino acids)
Biological process (GO): regulation of gene expression; regulation of RNA metabolic process
Cellular component (GO): cytoplasm; nucleus; nucleoplasm
Molecular function (GO): mRNA binding; single-stranded DNA binding
Source: RefSeq, a predicted model, not a curated record